UUCGUCUAAUAACCUCCGUCGUUCAUCUUCCUAGUUCCGUACUCGCCUCAGAGCAUUCCGCCUCCGGCGGCGACAAAGUAGAGAAGCGCCGCCGAAAUGGUCGGCAUCGUCCUUGCUUCUCUACCUUCUCCUCGCCUCGCGCUCUUCGCCUUCCUCUCCGCCACUUCCCUCUAUUUCCUCUGGAAGUCACGCCGCUGCCGCCUUCAGCCCUCUGCCUCCUCGCUGAAACCCACAAACCCAAGCCCCAGGGGCAAGAUCCUCUAUGCAUCCGCCACCGGCACGUCCAGAUCCCUGGCUGGCCGCCUCUCCGCUCGCCUCCGUUCCCACGGUCUCCCCUUCGACCUCGUCGACCCCCGCCGCUACGAGCCAGAGGAUCUUCCCAAGGAAAACGUCGUCUUGAUUGUGGCAUCCACGUGGGAGGACGGAAGGCCGCCGCAUGACGCCCAGUUCCUCUCCAGAUGGCUCGCCGAGAGCGCCGCGGACUUCAGGGUCGGGUCGCUGCUCCUGGCCAGGUGCCGGUUCGCGGUAUUCGGGGUCGGGUCGAGGUCGUACGGGGACAGUUUUAACGCAGCGGCGAAGGAUUUCUCUAAGUGGAUGAGGGCGCUCGGGGCCUCGGAGAUGGCGCCGUUGUGGGAGGGAGACAUGGAUUCUGGCGAUGUUGACGAUGUGUUUGAGUUGUGGUGUCGGAAAAUUGUGGGAUUGCUCAAGGGAGACUCUGUAGCGGAGGAUGGACAUUUUGAUUCUAUGGCAGAGAGCAAUGGGCUUGAAGUUUCUGAUGAAGAUUUUGACGAAGAAACGGAGGUGGAGGACCUCGAAUCGGCUGUGGUAGAUAUGGAGGAUAUUGCCGGUAAAGCUCCUUCAAGAAAGCUUGCUGUUGCUCUGACCAAUGGUAGGGAGAAUGGUGUCAGAGACAUGGUGACACCAGUUAUUAGGACUAACUUAGAGAAGCAGGGAUAUAAAAUUAUUGGUUCACAUAGUGGGGUAAAACUAUGUAGGUGGACAAAGUCACAGCUUCGUGGCCGUGGGGGUUGUUACAAACAUUCAUUUUAUGGUAUCGAGAGUCAUAGAUGUAUGGAAGCAACUCCUAGUUUGGCUUGUGCAAACAAAUGUGUAUUCUGUUGGAGGCACCACACAAAUCCUGUUGGCAAGAGCUGGCAAUGGAAAAUGGACAAUCCUCUUGAGAUUGUAGAUGCUGUAGUCAGUGAGCAUACCAAAAUGAUUAAGCAAAUGAAAGGUGUUCCAGGUGUAAAGACGGAGCGUUUGUCUGAAGGUCUUUCUCCUAGACAUUGUGCUUUGUCACUUGUUGGUGAACCAAUCAUGUAUCCUGAGAUUAAUGCACUUGUUGAUGAGUUACAUCGGAGACAUAUAUCUACUUUCCUUGUCACAAAUGCUCAAUUUCCGGAUAGGAUAAUGAUGCUGAAGCCCAUCACUCAGUUAUAUGUCAGUGUAGAUGCAGCUACAAAAGAUAGCCUUAAGGCUAUUGAUAGGCCACUCUUUGGUGACUUUUGGGAGCGUUUUCUGGAUUCACUAAAAGCAUUGCGAGACAAAGAACAACGGACUGUUUACCGCUUAACUUUGGUUAAAGGAUGGAAUGCAGAAGAUUUAGAUGCAUAUGCAAACUUGCUGAGUGUUGGAAAGCCUGACUUAAUUGAAAUCAAAGGAGUGACUUACUGUGGCUCGUCUGCUACAUCAAAGUUGACAAUGGAUAACGUCCCUUGGCAUUCUGAUGUUAAAGCCUUUUCAGAGGCUUUGGCCAGCAAAAGCAGUGGUGAAUAUGAAGUUGCCUGUGAGCAUGCUCAUUCUUGCUGCGUCCUUCUGGCAAAAGUCGACAGGUUCAAGAUAAAUGGUGAAUGGCACACAUGGAUAGACUACGAACGGUUUCAUGAGCUGGUGGUUUCAGGAAAGCCAUUUAGGACAGAAGACUACAUGGCUCGCACACCAUCCUGGGCUAUCUAUGGUGCCGAAGAAGGUGGAUUUGAUCCAUAUCAAUCUCGAUACAAGAAAGAGAGGCGUCAUGGAACUGCAAGCCUUCGGAAUUAGCUGGUUUCGGUUUCAGAUAAGAUUAUGCAUCUUCCUCCAUUAGUCGAUCCAAAUUAUCUAUCUCCAAAUUUGAUUAGCAUUUUGGUUGCCUAAGUUGAUGUUUUAACCAACAAAGAGGAUUUUUUUUUCUUGGUGACAUGAGCAAGAUGAGUUAGUUAUUUGCCCAAUUUACUUUCAUAAUAUGCAUAUCCAUAGUCUAGUACGAUCUCUUUUCACGCACUCGUCAAUAUUUAUAUUACACAGCAAUAUUAAAACAAACUAUUGUAUACUAAAUUAACUGUAUACAAAGCAUCAACAUAAGUAUUAAACUA
Molecule: messenger RNA, 2351 nt
Organism: Zingiber officinale
Lineage: Eukaryota; Viridiplantae; Streptophyta; Magnoliopsida; Zingiberales; Zingiberaceae
Product: S-adenosyl-L-methionine-dependent tRNA 4-demethylwyosine synthase-like
Exons: 8
Coding region: 97-2040 (647 amino acids)
Biological process (GO): wybutosine biosynthetic process
Molecular function (GO): catalytic activity; 4 iron, 4 sulfur cluster binding; FMN binding
Source: RefSeq, a predicted model, not a curated record